GCCCCAUCUUUUCUCGUCGUCGCAAUUCGCACUUUCUCAGCAUUUAAUUCAGAUCCGAAAGCUUGAUCUCGUUCGAAGCUCUCUGCCAAGGUGAGUCUAGGGUUUCCUUCUUCUCGUUUCCGUUCGCAUCUUUUUAUCGUCAAAGUUGUUCGAUCUGUGUCCUUCAAUCUUUUCGACGUACCUUCAAUUAUUCUACUGCCACUCGUUCGUAGUUUGCGUGGAUGAUCGGUUUUCCUUGUGAUACUGCGUAGCGAUUCUGCAAUAGUCUUGGAGUGAUUCCGAAUUCGAUCUAUUGGAUUUCUGUAGAGCCUGGUUGAUUGUAUAAUUUUGCUGGAAGUAUGAUAUAGCUUAGGGUUUCGUCCUCUGUGCAAUCUAGUAUGCUUGUUCUAGUAUUGAGAGGUUGGACUGCUAGUCGCUGUGCUAUGUGGUGUUUCUCUGUGUUGUUUAUGAAGAAUAGAGCAACUUGUUUAUCUUGAUUUCUAUGCUUGGUGUAGAGUGUUUCCUUUUGUGGUUUAAUUAACAAUUCUGUUGUUCAAUUUUGAGAUCAUUCGUUGAGUUGAUUAGGGCCUCUUCCUCCCCCUCGAGUUGAAUACUUGAAUGUGCUGAUUCGAAGUAGUUUGGGGGUUCUUCUUCUUUCAUUCAUGCUACCGGAUCAGUUACCUUCUGGAAUUGAGAAAAUUGGUUUCAUACCUGUAUCCUGAUGCCUCUUUGCUGCUUAAUCCGAGUAAUGCUUAUUGUCUCCUUAUCGUUUAGAAUGCUUACCGCACUUGUUUUUCUCAUAAUGGCCUUGUCGUGUUUGAUAGUGGUUCCACUGGCUUUGUUGGUUUUCGUUUCUGUUGUACUUCAUUGUUUCUGAUCUUUGUUUGUUCCUAAUUGUUCAGAUGCAAAUCUUUGUGAAGACACUCACUGGCAAGACGAUCACCCUCGAAGUUGAGAGUUCCGACACUAUUGAUAAUGUGAAGGCGAAGAUUCAAGACAAAGAGGGGAUCCCUCCUGACCAGCAGAGGUUGAUCUUCGCGGGUAAACAGCUUGAGGAUGGCCGCACUCUUGCUGAUUAUAACAUUCAGAAGGAGUCCACUUUGCACCUGGUGCUACGACUCAGAGGUGGGAUGCAGAUUUUUGUGAAGACUCUCACUGGUAAGACUAUUACCCUGGAGGUGGAGAGCUCUGACACCAUAGAUAAUGUUAAGGCAAAAAUCCAGGACAAGGAAGGCAUCCCUCCUGACCAGCAGAGGUUGAUCUUUGCUGGUAAACAGCUUGAGGAUGGUCGCACUCUCGCUGACUAUAACAUUCAGAAGGAGUCCACUUUGCACCUGGUGCUACGACUCAGAGGCGGUAUGCAGAUUUUUGUGAAGACGCUCACUGGUAAGACAAUCACAUUGGAGGUUGAGAGCUCUGACACCAUAGAUAAUGUGAAGGCAAAAAUCCAGGAUAAGGAAGGCAUCCCUCCUGACCAACAGAGACUGAUCUUUGCUGGCAAAGCAACUUGAGGAUGGCCGCACCCUGGCCGACUACAACAUUCAGAAAGAGUCCACCCUUCACUUGGUCCUCCGACUUAGGGGUGGCAUGCAGAUUUUUGUAAAGACCCUCACUGGCAAGACUAUCACACUGGAGGUUGAGAGUUCUGACACGAUUGAUAAUGUGAAGGCGAAGAUUCAAGACAAGGCGGGCAUCCCUCCUGACCAGCAGAGGCUGAUCUUUGCUGGCAAACAGGCAACAGCUUGAGGAUGGUCGUACCCUUGCUGAUUACAAUAUCCAGAAAGAGUCCACCCUGCACCUUGUCCUCCGCCUCCGUGGUGGCUUCUGACGGAAAGCAGCUUGCUCAUGAUGGACUGAUGGCGCUCAUUUGUGAUAUGGUGAUAAUGGUGUCGUGCAAAUAAACUCUGAGAUUGCUCCUUAGUUUUUCUUUGUUUGAACAGCUUUAUAUUUGUGGAUUGUUGCUAGUUUUCUGUGUCUUUUAUCAGUACUGCUUUUGGGUUGCCGACGAUCAAUGCUUGGUCAGUUGGUCUUUAGGCCUUUGAGUAAUGAGAUGAUGGUGUUUUUUUGCUCGAAACAGGGGAAAUAAAGAGUUGAUUUUUGUGUUCGUCUAUGCGGUAAUUUAGCCAUGUCAAUGGUAUCAAGUAUCAACUCUCAACAUAAACAUGCACCGUCUCUCGCUACUUCUUCGAUCUCGCGAUUUAUUGCUUUCAGCUUCUCCUUUCGAUUCUGGACAAACUUAUAGAGCUAUUUUAGCAUCCAUAUCUAGGGUUCGUUAGAGAAAUCGAGUAAUGAAUAACUGGAUAGCUAAAAGUCGCCCUUAUUUUACUUUUUGGGUAAAUAGGUUGAUUAUAUAUUUUUGUUAAUCACAUAAGUAAAAGAAUGAUGUUGUUAAUGGAGGAUAAUGGAAGGUAACAACGAGAGUGACAAAAUAGACAAACACAAAUUACUGAAAUAAUUUUGCAUCAAAUAAAAUAUUUUUAAUGACAAACAUUAAUAAAUUGACAAAAUUGAA
Molecule: messenger RNA, 2491 nt
Organism: Linum trigynum
Lineage: Eukaryota; Viridiplantae; Streptophyta; Magnoliopsida; Malpighiales; Linaceae
Source: the annotation of a GenBank genome assembly